This is a messenger RNA of Salvelinus sp. IW2-2015, 1077 nucleotides long. Its product is annotated as NLR family CARD domain-containing protein 3-like. Lineage: Eukaryota; Metazoa; Chordata; Actinopteri; Salmoniformes; Salmonidae. The record is from RefSeq and is a predicted model, not a curated record. Gene Ontology annotation, biological process: intracellular signal transduction. Gene Ontology annotation, molecular function: protein binding.
AUGAAGAGAAAAGAGAUGCCCAAGACUCUGACUGAGAUGUACACACACCUUGUGGUGUUUCACACCAAACAGAAGAAUGAAAAGUAUCUUGGGAAAGAAGAGACAGGUCCACACUGGAAUAAAGAGAGCAUUAUGUCACUGGGAMAACUGGCUUUUCAACAGCUUGUGAAGGGCAAUCUGAUUUUCUAUGAAGAAGACCUGAAAGAGGCUGGCAUUGAUGUCAGUGAAGCAUCAGUGUACUCAGGAUUAUGCACACAGCUCUUUAAAGAGGAAUGUGUGCUGUACCAGAACAAGGUGUACUGCUUUGUUCAUCUGAGCAUUCAGGAGUUUCUGGCUGCUGUAUAUSUGUUCCUCUCAUUCAUCAACAACAAUGAGAAUCUAAUGGACAAACUGCAAACAAAAGACGAGCCUGAAGUUACUUUCUACAAGAGUGCUGUGGAUAAAGYCUUACAAAGUGAGACGGGAAACCUGGACCUGUUCCUCCGCUUCCUUCUGGGCCUCUCAAUGGAGUCCAAUCAGAAGCACUUACGAGGUCUACUGACAAAGACAAGAAGCAGCUCACAGAGCCAUGAAGAAACAGUGAAGUACAUCAAGGAGAAGAUCGGGGAAAAUCCCUCUCCAGAGAGGAGCAUCAAUCUGUUCCACUGUCUGAAUGAACUGAAUGACCAUUCUCUAGUGGAGGAGAUCCAAAGCUACCUGAGGUCAGGAAGUCUCUCAAAACCCAACCUGUCACCUGCACAGUGGUCAGCUCUGGUCUUUGUKUUGCUGACUUCAGAAAAGGAGCUGGAUGUGUUUGACCUGAAGAAAUACUCCAGAUCAGAGGAAGGUCUUCUGAGGCUGCUGCCAGUGGUCAAAGCCUCCAGAGCUGCUCUGYUAUCAGGCUGUGGAGUCACAGAGGAAGGCUGUGCUUCUCUUGUCUCAGUUCUGAAGUCAAAUUCCUCACACCUGAGAAAGCUGGAUUUGAGUAACAAUGACCUGAAGUUUUCAGGWGUGGAGCUGCUCUCURCUGUACUGGAGAAUCCCCACUGUAAACUGRAGACUCUGAGGUCAGUAUUCCUGUAGUUGGUCAACAAGUGA